AUGUUUCUUUUUCACGCUAAUUCUGUGUUUCUGGUUCUUUUGGUUUAUGUCGAUGACAUCAUACUUACUGGCAGCAACAAUUCUGCUUUGUUAUCUCUGCUUGCUGCCUUGCGCAGUCAGAUUGCUAUCAAGGAUUUGGGUGAUCUUCAUUUCUUCUUGGGUAUUCAGGUUGCUCGAACCUCUGCAGGCCUUCAUCUUAGUCAACAUAAAUACAUUCAAGACAUUCUCCACCGCGCUGAGAUGCUUGAUUCGAAAAUCUACAACACCCCUAUGUCUACCGCCUCUGUUCUUUCGGCUUCUACUGGUACUUUGCUUCCUGAUGGUACACAAUACCGUCGCAUAGUUGGCGCCCUCCAAUAUUGUACUAUCACUCGCCCUGAUGUCUCCUUUGCUGUCAAUCGUGUUUGUCAAUAUAUGCACUCCCCUACCGACGCCCAUUGGCAAGCAGUCAAGCGGAUUCUUCGUUACUUGAAGGGCUCGGCUCAUCAUGGUCUUUUCCUUCAGCCUUGUUCGGAUUACAGUUUAACAUGCUAUACAGAUGCCGAUGAUCGCCGCAGUACUGGUGCUUACUGCAUUUUCAUGGGUCAUAAUCUUAUUUCCUGGCAUUCCUCCAAACAGAAAGUUGUGUCGCGUUCCAGCACGGAAUCUGAAUUUCGUGCUCUUUCUGAUGGUGUUGCCGAGAUAUCUUGGAUACAAUUUCUCCUUCGUGAUCUUCGUAUGCAGCAGCGCAUGGCUCCUCUCUUACUGUGCGACAAUAUUAGCACUACCUAUCUCACAGCCAAUCCAGUUCUUCACACACGAACGAAGCAUGUUGAUAUUGAUUUUCAUUUUAUUCGCGAGCGUGUUGCCAACCAGCAGUUGAUUGUUCGUUUUACUCCCUCUGAAGACCAACUUGCUGACUGUUUGACAAAAGCUCUUCCUUCAGCCCGGUUCCUGCUGUUAAGAUCCAAACUCACUGUGCUCUCUCGCCCCAUGAGUUUGCGGGGGGAUGAUAAGUAG
Messenger RNA from Humulus lupulus (European hop), 999 nucleotides. RefSeq lists its product as uncharacterized. The record is from RefSeq and is a predicted model, not a curated record. The transcript has a single exon. NCBI's taxonomy places the organism in Eukaryota, Viridiplantae, Streptophyta, Magnoliopsida, Rosales, Cannabaceae. Bases 1 to 999 code for a protein of 332 amino acids.